GUCGGGGGCGGGAGCGGGGAGGGGAGGCAGGGCAGGGCAGGGCGGCAGAGACAGUGGCUGGAGCAAGUCAGCAGGGCGCAGGCAGGCAAGGCACAGGGAGGCUCCAGGAAGUUAAGUCACUUGCAGGAGGAAGCAGAGCCAAUCCGGAGACAGCAUGUACUCACCCAUCCCCCAGAGUGGCUCUCCGUUCCCAGCCUCGGUGCAGGAUCCCGGCCUGCACGUAUGGCGGGUGGAGAAGCUGAAGCCGGUUCCCGUGGCCCCUGAGAACCAGGGCAUCUUCUUCUCGGGAGACUCCUACCUAGUGCUGCACAAUGGCCCGGAAGAGCUCUCCCACCUGCACCUGUGGAUAGGCCAGCAGUCGUCCCGGGAUGAGCAAGGGGCCUGCGCCGUGCUGGCCGUGCACCUCAACACCCUGCUUGGGGAGCGGCCUGUGCAGCACCGAGAGGUACAGGGCAAUGAGUCCGACCUCUUCAUGAGCUACUUCCCACGUGGCCUUAAGUACCAGGAAGGCGGCGUGGAGUCAGCAUUUCACAAGACGUCGCCAGGGGCCACCCCAGCUGCCAUCAGGAAACUCUACCAGGUGAAGGGCAAGAAGAACAUCCGUGCCACUGAGCGGGCACUGAGCUGGGACAGCUUCAACACAGGGGACUGCUUCAUCCUGGACCUGGGCCAGAACAUCUUCACCUGGUGUGGUGCAAAGUCCAACAUCCUGGAGCGUAACAAGGCACGGGACCUGGCGCUGGCCAUUCGGGACAGCGAGCGGCAGGGCAAGGCCCAGGUGGAGAUCGUCACCGAUGGAGAGGAGCCUGUCGACAUGAUCCAGGUCCUGGGCCCCAAGCCCGCUCUGAAGGAGGGCAACCCUGAGGAAGACCUCACAGCUGACCAGACAAACGCCCAGGCUGCGGCUCUGUAUAAGGUCUCUGAUGCCACUGGACAGAUGAGCCUGACCAAGGUGGCCGACUCCAGCCCCUUUGCCCUCGAGAUGCUGAUACCCGACGACUGCUUUGUGCUGGACAACGGGCUCUGCAGCAAGAUCUACAUCUGGAAGGGGCGCAAAGCUAACGAGAAGGAACGGCAGGCGGCCCUGCAAGUGGCUGAGGACUUCAUCGCCCGCAUGCGGUAUGCCCCGAACACUCAGGUGGAGAUCCUGCCUCAGGGCCGCGAGAGUCCCAUCUUCAAGCAGUUCUUCAAGGACUGGAAAUGAGGGCGGGCCUCUCCCUGCCCCCACCUGCUGCCCGCUUGCUUCUCCUCCAGCUUCCCGGUCAGUGCCGAGGUGCCCCCGCCGAUGAUCAAUAAAGGAGACCAGUGCCCUCUGCCUGCA
Messenger RNA from Lagenorhynchus albirostris (white-beaked dolphin), 1321 nucleotides. It is a transcript of the gene CAPG, whose product is annotated as capping actin protein, gelsolin like. Gene Ontology annotation, biological process: actin polymerization or depolymerization; barbed-end actin filament capping; actin filament severing. The transcript is spliced from 11 exons. Gene Ontology annotation, cellular component: cytoplasm; actin cytoskeleton. The record is from RefSeq and is a predicted model, not a curated record. Gene Ontology annotation, molecular function: actin filament binding; phosphatidylinositol-4,5-bisphosphate binding. Lineage: Eukaryota; Metazoa; Chordata; Mammalia; Artiodactyla; Delphinidae. Bases 155 to 1204 code for a protein of 349 amino acids.